AUGCUAAGGUAACACUACCUCCGUCUCUGUGCUGGGGCUGCAGGCCUGGGAGGCAGAGCAGACAGACUGUUCCCCAUGAACAGACUGAGGAUUAAGCCCAGCCCAGCCCAGGCUCCUCAGAGGGGGCAACCAGGCCUUGAACAAAGCCCCUGCCUUCAAAACUAAACGGAUGGUGUGUACUAGUGAUGCGCAGGUUUAGGGUCAUGAAAUAUUAUAUUUGAAUAAAAAGAAAACAAUGCAUAAAAAAAUCCAUUAAUGUAUAAUUAUUGUGGAAUUCAUAUCUAUAGGCUACAUUGAGGUUUUUAUUUUAUUAUUUCUAUCUGGCAUUAGCGCAUAAUCCUAAACUUUAUGGCCUAACUGUACGCGUACCGACUGAAACCUGGCACAGUGGACGCUAUUCUGUUUCUCAACAGUGCUGCAAAGAAAGUAAGACUGAGGAGGCAAGUAUAGCCUCAUAACUAGACAGUGGGUACUUUGAUUUUCAAAACACGUGUGUUAUGUUUAUUUUCUAAGCCUAUUUUAUUUUUUUAUUAUUCAAAUGCCUGUAUAAGGUAUUAGCCCACACAGGCAGUCGGCUUUCAAGGUGUACGUUUUAUUAUUUCACAUUUUGUUUAGUUUCAGCAAAAUGAUAGGCGACUGACUGUUCAAUAAGCCUUUCAAAUGAAUAGGCCUAAAUGCUCAUGAAAAACGUCAGUGUUCAAUAAAUUCUUCAAGGGCAAAGUAGCCUAAUUGUACGGUGCAUUUUCACAAAAACAUGCAGAAGUGUCAAUUUAGGCUAUUUGAAUUUUUUCUUUGAGCAAAACAUUAGGCUACUUACUGUUCAACAGGCCUAAAUAUUUAAGUCCAAUGCAGCCAUUUUGAACUCUAUCAAAUCAUUUCUGGGUUAUAAUUAAGUACCUUACUGUGAUUGUUUUCAGUUAAAAUGGUCAACAAGAAAAAAAUGGCUUCUUAGCAAAGAGCAAUUUUUCAAGCCAUAAUUUAGCAAGGACUGUCUGGGAGUGGUCUUAGUGGGGAGGGGAAAACUAGCUGUUAUUGGCAGAGAGGUUUGAAACUUUCUUGUUGGUCUAUUAAUUAUUUUACCACCUUGCCAAAACUCCAUCCCACCAAAACUUUUCAAACAGCUCUUACACAAAGGGUAUUAUCAUAAUUUUCACAAUUUCACAGCGUUAUUCCAACCUUGUGUGUGUAUAUAUAUAUAUACAGUGGGGAGAACAAGUAUUUGAUACAUUUUGCAGGUUUUCCUACAUACAAAGCAUGUAGAGGUCUGUCAUUUUUAUCAAAAUCCAGAAAAUCACAUUAUAUGAUUUUUAAGUAAUUAAUUUGCAUUUUAUUGCAUGACAUAAGUAUUUGAUCACCUACCAACCAGUAAGAAUUCCGGCUCUCACAGACCUGUUCGUUUUUCUUUAAGAAGCCCUCCUGUUCUCCACUCAUUACCUGUAUUAACUGCACCUGUUUGAACUCGUUACCUGUAUAAAAGACACCUGUCCACACACUCAAUCAAACAGACUCCAACCUCUCCACAAUGGCCAAGACCAGAGAGCUGUGUAAGGACAUCAGGGCUGGGAUGGGCUACAGGAUAAUAGGCAAGCAGCUUGGUGAGAAGGCAACAACUGUUGGCGCAAUUAUUAGAAAAUGGAAGAAGUUCAAGAUGACGGUCAAUCACCCUCGGUCUGGGGCUCCAUGCAAGAUCUCACCUUGUGGGGCAUCAAUGAUCAUGAGGAAGGUGAGGGAUCAGCCCAGAACUACACGGCAGGACCUGGUCAAUGACCUGAAGAGAGCUGGGACCAGAGUCUCAAAGAAAACCAUUAGUAACACACUACGCCGUCAUGGAAUGAAAUCCUGCAGCGCACGCAAGGUCCCCCUGCUCAAGCCAGCGCAUGUCCAGGCCCGUCUGAAGUUUGCCAAUGACCAUCUGGAUGAUCCAGAGGAGGAAUGGGAGAAGGUCUUGUGGUCUGAUGAGACAAAAAUAGAGCUUUUUGGUCUAAACUCCACUCGCCGCGUUUGGAGGAAGAAGAAGGAUGAGUACAACCCCAAGAACACCAUCCCAACCGUGAAGAAUGGAGGUGGAAACAUCAUUCUUUGGGGAUGCUUUUCUGCAAAGGGGACAGGACGACUGCACUGUAUUGAGGGGAGGAUGGAUGGGGCGAUGUAUCGCGAGAUCUUGGCCAACAACCUCCUUCCCUCAGUAAAAGCAUUGAAGAUGUGUCGUGGCUGGGUCUUCCAGCAUGACAACGACCCGAAACGGCUCCGUAAGAAGCAUCUCAACGUCCUGGAGUGGCCUAGCCAGUCUCCAGACCUGAACCCAAUAGAAAAUCUUUGGAGGGAGCUGAAUGUCCGUAUUGCCCAGCGACAGCCCCGAAACCUGAAGGAUCUGGAGAAGGUCUGUAUGGAGGAGUGGGCCAAAAUCCCUGCAGCAGUGUGUGCAAACCUGGUCAAGACCUACAGGAAACGUAUGAUCUCUGUAAUUGCAAACAAAGGUUUCUGUACCAAAUAUUAAGUUCUGCUUUUCUGAUGUAUCAAAAACUUGUCAUGCAAUAAAAUGCUAAUUUAAUUACUUGUGGUUGCGGGUGAACAAACAGCUGACCCGCGCAUAACUAGUGUUCACUGCAGAUUUGAUGACACACUAAUGCCCAAUUCCAAAUCAACCACUAACAUGGCAUUUUCUAAGGACUGGAUGGAUUAGACAUCUAUGUGAGGUAAUCACCAUAUUAUGCCUAAACCUGAUAGUUUAGGCAGAUGUUCACUGUCAGCUGAUCCACAGGUAUUUUAUUGAUCCUCUUCUGAUCCAACCACUAAAGUGUUCUUCCUCUGACACGAUGUGGUGGUUGGUGAGCUCCGCCCUUUCCCUGAGACUCGUUUAGCCCUCCUUACCCCUCUCCUCCUCCUACCAGCCCACCUGACUUUCUAAGUCCAAUUACAGAGGGUUGCUGAGCGUCCAGACGGCCCUGAGAGCUUUGUGCUUACCCAGCGAGGAACGCACCCUCCUUCUUUCUUCCUCCAAACCUCCUCCAAAUCUCCCUCUCUAGCUCCCAUUAACACGCGCCUCUCCCUCGCUCGCUCCUUUCGUUUCCCUCCUCCCCCUCUCUCGCGCAUUAUCCUCCCCUCCUUUGGUGGGACCAGCUGCUGCUAUCAAACAUUUCAGUCGUUCCUUGUGGGCUCCUCUCUCCGUUCUGUUGCUGCUCCCCUCCUGCAGCCACCUCUCCGCUCUGCUGCCAGCGUCACCACCAACGCCCCUUUUCAGACAACACAGGGACAGACAGACAGUACUCCUCUCUUCUACUGACAAAAUGACAUCCGUUCUGGACCUCAACCAGAUUGCCAUUGCCUGUUCGACCAUUAGUGUUGUGGUGAGUGGGACUCUGUCUGUUUGUGUGGGGUUGUGUUUAUCGCUGAUACGCUAGUCACCCCUGUGGCCUGCCUGUUGAUCGUGCUCUGACUCUUGAGCAGCGCUAACGAAGCUAAAAGCAAGCUUUCAGGGGUGUGUGUGUGAUUUCUCUGCUCUGGCAUGUGGCGAUGUGGGCGAGCGUAUGACUGAGGGAACGAACAACCUGCUUCACAAAUUUGGGGGCUGUGCCCAGCAGGUGGAGUGGAUGAAUGGUGGUGAGGGUGGGGGUUUAGCACUGGGAGGGGUGGGGUUUAGAGGACAAGAGAAAGGUCUCUCUCCUUUGAGGUGAAGGCCCGCUCCUUCUCUGCAUUCCCUGUGAUUACAGGAAUCAAAUAUGACACAGUUUGUUUUCCAGUCCCACUCACUCUGUUUUUUGUGCAGCAUUUCUCUUAGAAAGGAGAAAUUAACCACCAGCUGGGACUAGGAGGUUUAUUUUUUAAAUGGCUGCUCUGCUUGCUUGCGGAGUCACGGCCUGGUGCCACUGUGUGGACUGGACCAGACUGGUUCCUGUCCUUCCUCCUCUGGGAUCAGUGGCUAUACUCCUGUCUGUGGCCAGGCCAGACUGGAGCUCUAGUCUAAGAGGGAAACAGACUCCUACCAUACAAUGGGCAGGUUAUCCAUCUCUCCUCCUCCCUGUGUCUCUCUCUUUCACCACAGAUUACUUGGGGAUGUAGCCUAAUGUUGGCACAGAGCAGACUGUUGAAUGUUUAUCAGAAUCCUGCCUCGCCUCCUGCUGAGCCAUCCUUGAACCUCUCUUCCUCAUUUAGCACAAAGUGGUUCUGCAAAACAACGCCACUGAUAUGAUUACAUGUUGCUUUUCUUUCUGUAAUAUGGAACAGUGUAAUUUUGUAAUAUGGAACUAGUUUCAACUAGUUAACACAGCCACAAAGUCAGAAUUGGCUACAAAAAUGUACUUUUUUUGUCAUUAAUUUAGGGUUAGGCAUAAGGUAGCAGUGUGGUUAGGUUUAAAAUCACAUUUUAAGAAAUUUUAGAAAUGGGCGGGUUUAGCCAUAAUUAUGACUUUGUGGCUGUGGGCUCUGUGUUGUCGUGGUAACCAAUAGUGUUCAGCUUGUGUGUUCUCUUUAAAAUGGAACUGACAGUGUUUUAACUACUUUGCAGAUAUCAAACAGACAAUCAUAAUAUCAGUAAAAAAUAUCAAAUUCCCAGUUUAUGCUACAAAACCAACUUUAUAAAAGGUUUUAUAAAUAGGUUAUAUUUGACUCAACAUUCCAUGAUGUACACUAAGGCAUUGUUGGCAGAAUAGAUGGAUGCAAUUUAAUGCAUGAUUAAUAUAAUUCACCAAUACAUUAUUUGGUCAAUCACAGCUGGCCUGGUACAUUGUUUGUUGCCUCCAUUCGGGAUGCACUGUUUCAGUUUCAAUGACUCAAUAUUUUGGACAAAAACUGAAGUAUGUAACUAAGGCUGGGAAUGCCAAUCCAAUCAAACUAGUAAAGGCAAUGAUCACAAGUCAGUCAUAAUGUGGCUAAUUGGCUAGCGUAUUUAUUUAUGUAGAAGGCCAAAAACACGGAGCCUAAUGUUAGCUAGCUAGCUGGCUGCUAGGAGGAUGUCAUGUCAAUAGAGGAGUGGGUGGGUGAGUGACUGACUUUUUUUCUCCUCAUAUCGUUUUUUGGUGGCUAUACACAGCUAGAGAUGCAGGUGUAAUUUGGUUAGCUAGCAAGAACUUGAACGACUUAUCCAGUUAGCAUAUCUCUUGCAUUCGCAAAUUCACUCUGGCGAUCUACUCCGAUUUCAGAGCACUCUCAUCUGAGUGUGAAUAACUGAUUAAUUUACAAACGUGCAACACCCUCUGAAUAUGACCGGUCUCAGUAAACAUAGGCAAAAAAAAGUAAUAGUUAGUCACGAACGCUCUAGAUAACAUGUAAACAGCCUAACCAGAUCUGCUAGGGUGAGUAAAAUUGUCAGUGAGGUGUUCGCUCAUUUGUGUCUGGAAGUAGCUAGCUAGACAACUUUAGCAAGUUAGCUUGGGUGCUUGGUUGGGACAAGCAUGCAUUGGCAGGCAAGCUGCAGAAGCACGAGUAGGCUACAAUUCCCCAUCGUUUAUCAGUGCAAUUUUGACGGCCAACUAGCUGAAAAAGUUUGAGAGGGUUUAUCUAAUGUUCCUUCGUUAGAUUUUAGCUAAUCUUGCUCUGGCUAGCAUUAGUUGUUGAUCUUGUUGAUUUUCAUAACUGAGGGAGGGAGAGCCUACCUUUUCAUGGUUGUUUGAUCAAUAGGAAUGUAAAGUUCCAAAUGUAAGAGGACACCCGUGGUAUUUGCAGAAAUCCUUUCAGGUGUAUUUUGUGACCAUCGAGAGCAUCUUGGCCGGUUGCAUCACCGCCUGGUAUGGCAACUGCUCGGCAUCCGACCAUAAGGCGCUACAGAGGGUAGUGUGUACGGCCCAGUACAUCACUGGGGCCAAGCUUCCUGCCAUCCAGGACCUAUAUACUAGACGGUGUCAGAGGAAGGCCCCAAAAAUUGUCAAAGACUCCAGUCACCCAAGUCAUAGACUGUUCUCUCUGCUACCGCACGGCAAGUGGUACCGGAGCGCCAAGUCUAGGUCCAAAAGGCUCCUUAACAGCUUCUACCCCCAAGCCAUAAGACUGCUGAACAAUUAACCAAAUGGACACCCAGACUAUUUGCAUUGACCCCCCCCCCCCCCCCUUUGUUUUUACACUGCUACUACUCGCUGUUUAUUAUCUAUGCAUAGUCACUUUACCCCUACCUACAUGUACAAAUUACAUCAACUAACCUGUACCCCCGCACAUUGACUUGGUACUGGUACCCCCUGUAUAUAGCCUCAUUAUUGUUAUUUUAUUGUGUUACAUUUGUUUUUAUUUUUUAUUUUUGACUUUAGUUUAUUUUGUAAAUAUUUUCUUAACUCUAUUUUUCUUAACUGUAUUGUUGGUUAAUGGCUUGUAAGUAAGCAUUUCACGGUAAGGUUCUACACCUGUUGUAUUCGGCGCAUGUGACAAAUGACCAUAUCGAAGUGCUCACUUUUUUACAUGUCAUAUUGUUCCUGGGGGUGUAUAUGAACAGAUUAAAAUAAAAUGUAAUGUUGCUAAAAUGCUGUCAGUUCCACUUUAACUAGGAAGUGGCUCCUGUUGUCAUUUAGAGGGGGUAAAUUGCAGCAGCUGAGCCCCUCUCCCCAUCACCUGACCCAUCCACUGUUGACAACCACUGCAGUACCUCCCUCUGCUUUAGUCACAACAAGCCAAAUAUCAGCAGUGCACAGCACCCUCGACCUUGUGCCAGGAACACUCUAAAACAAACAAUGAGGCAGAUAGGCCUAUGUCUGUUUUCUGCAUUUUGGGGACCGCUGCUGGUUUCAAUGCAUUGAGUGUUUUGUUUUUGUCUUCGUCUUUCUGUCAGGCUUCCAUUUCAUCUGGUAGUUAAAAGCCCUAGGCUACACAACACAUUUUUGUUUGGUUAGACUACAGUUGUGGCAACAGAAGUGGCAACCUCUACUGAAGCCUCUUUGAUCAGUGACUAGACUGUGCUCUGAAGGGCACCUCACAUGAAGCCUCCAUCUCGCACACAAACAACCUUUCACACAGCCUGGCCUUUCAACCGUCUCUUCUAUUUUUACUCCUCCGCACCUAGCUACUAUAGAGUGUCAGUCUUCCAGGUGUCAGCUGGGUGAGAACAACCACACACCAUGAAUUAUGAUUUGAGUGAUGUUAUUGUCCUCAUCAGUGUCUAUUCCUUCUCCAAUGUACUGAUUAUCAUAGGGUGUGUAUAUGUUGAUGCUUUUUGUAGACAUGGGGUAUGCAUGCAGCCAGCAGAACAGCCUGGUUUAGCCUAAUCUCAGUGUGGCAGCCAUCCAGUGAGAUCUGACGCAGUACAGAACCUCAAACCGCCAUCUCUGUGGUUUUCAACUGCACCAAUGGACGGAAACUGAACACUGAAGCAGGCACACACAUUUAGAAGUCCUCCUCUAUUUGGGUCUCUGCUUCUGAAUUACAGUAUUCGAUUCUAAAAUGGCCACCACACCAUUAUUGCUACCAGACCAAAACAUGCACCACACACAAAGUUGCUGAAACCACAACACCAGUUUGGCUUACAAGGCUGUAGUAGCAGUAUGCCUACUAGUAGGGACGUCAAACGUUCAGCCUGCUGCAUGACCCUAUGUCUAGCGUCUGGUUAAAUUGUGCUUAGGAGCAUUUUUAAGUCUCUCCAUGGUUAAAGUAGGAAGAAAUAGAUGUAAUUGUUGUAAAAAUGUGAAUGUGCUACACAGACACAUGUAGUAUACUCAAUUGCAUUGAGGUUUGUCUGUUAGAAGAGCUCAAACGGUAGAUAUUGGUGUGUGUGUGGAGUAACUUUUAUGUAUUGGUCUUCAAAAUAUCACAACUUAUUUCAGCAUAUUGAUUAUGAAUUUGGACAUCUAAAACCGGUGUUUUGACACUCGGCCAUAAAUCAAUAAGCCAUGACAACAGGAAGCAGCAACAGUAUCAUUUUCAAUGUAUGUUUUAGGAAUAUAAAUGGUAUAUAAAAAAAAAAAUCAACAUGAUUCUACUUUAUCAGUAAAAACUACUGAAUGAGCCCAAAAACGUGCUAUGAUUUAUUGAUUUCGAUGAUAUUAGUGAAAAUAUGUUUGUUCUGGCUACUACUAGUGUAUGGUUGUAUCACAUCUCUAUAUGCAUUGCCUUCAUUUAUCUUGUUAUGUUGAUGUUAUCCUGUGUUGGAUAAACUUAUGAUUGUGUGUGUCUGGAAGAAGUUGUGACCUGUUAAGUGACAUUCAUAUGGAAUUAGAGGCAGGACUAAGGGCUGUGGAUGGACAGCUAUUUCCAUCCCUAGAUAAUUAGGAUUAGCCAGACGUCAGCUGACGUUAUCUGGUGGCAGGCAGUGUGUCUGUGAGACAGAACAGGGAGCGGGCCCUGCUUCCUUAUCCACACAGAAUCUAUGUGUGUGUGUGUGCGGCAGUGGUGUGAGACCGAACAGUGUGGACACGCAUGCGGCGUGGUGCCGAGCUGCUUACACGCUGUCAUUGUCACUACAGCUAUAUGGGUCAUGAUCCAGCCUCCAUUAUCAGUCUGGAUCAUCAUCAUGUACAGUUCCUUCAGAAAGUAUUCAUACCCCUCGACUUAUUCCACAUUUUGUUGUUACAGCCUGAAUUCAAAAUCGAUUACAUAAGAAAAGUCUCACCCAUCUACACACAAUACCCCAUAAUGACAAAGUGAAAACAUGUUUUUAGAAAUGUUUGCAAAUGUAUGGAAAAUGAAAUACAGAAAUAUAAAAUUGACAUAAGUAUUCACACCCGUGAGUCAAUACUUUGUAAAAGCACCUUUGGCAGCGAUUGCAGCUGUGAGUCUUUCUGGGUAAGUCUCUAAGCGCUUUGCACACAUGGAUUUAUUUUUUAAUUCUUCAAGCUCUUUAGAGUUGGUUGUUAAUCAUUGCUAGACAGCCAUUUUCAAGUAUUCCCAUAGAUUUUCAAGCCUAUUUAAGUUAAAACUGUAACUAGGCCACUCAGGAACAUUAAAUGUCGUCUUGGUAAGCAACUCCAGUGUAUAUUUGGCCUUGUGUUUUAGGCUAUUGUCCUGCUGAAAGGUGAAUUUGUCUCCCAGUGUCUGUUGGAAAUCAGACUGAACCAGGUUUUCCUCUAGGAUUUAGCCUGUACUUAGCUCUAUUGUUUCUUUUUAUCCAAAGAAAUUCCCUAGUCCUUGCCAAUGACAAGCAUACCCAUAACAUGAUGCAGCCACCACCAUGUUUGAAAAUAUGAAGAGUGGUACUCAGUGAUGUGUUAUGUUGGAUUUGCCCCAAACAUAACGCUUUGUAUUCAGGACAUUCAUUUAAUUUCUUGGCCAAAUGUUUAGCUGUUUUACUUAAGUGCCUUAUUGCGAACAGCAUGCAUGUUCUGAAACAUUUGUGUUCUGUACAGGCUUCCUUCUUUUCACUCAUUUGUCAUUUAGGUUAGUAUUGUGGAGUAACUAUAAUGUUGUUGAGCCAUCCUCAGUUUUCUCCUAUCACAGCCUUUAAAGUCAGCAUUGGCCUCAUGGUGAAAUCACUGAGCGGUUUCCUUCCUCUCCGGCAACUGAGUUAGGAAGGACACCUGUAUCUUUGUAGUGACUGGGUGUAUUGAUACACCAUCCAAAGUGUAAUGAAUAACUUCAUGCUCAAAGGGAUAUUUUUUUAUAAACAUUUUUAUCUACCAAUAGGUGCCGUUUGCGAGGCAUUGGAAAACAUCCCUGGUCUUUGUGGUUGAAUCUUUGUUUGAAAUUCACUGCUCGACUGAGGGAUCUUACAAUCAUCUGUAUGUAUGGGGUAGUCAUUCAGAAAUCAUGUUAAACACUAUUAUUGCACACAGUGAGUCCAUGUAACUUAUUAUGCGUUGUGUUAAGCACUUUUUUACUCCUGUAUUUAUUUAGGCUUGCCGUAACAAAGGGGUUGAAUACAUAUUGACUCAAGACAUUUCAGCUUUUCAUUGGUAAUUAAUUUGUACACAUUUCAAAAAAAUAACAUUCCACUUUGACAUUAUGAGGUAUUGUGUGUAGGCCAGUGACACAACAUCUCAAUGUAAUCAAUUUUACAUUCAGGCUGUAACACAACAAAAUGUGGAAAAGGUCAAGGGGUGUGAAUACUUUCUGAAGGCAUUGUAGGCUACCUGCUGAUUGUUCCACUGAAGAGGACCCUGUUUUAAUGAGUGCUACUGAAUGAAAUGCACAUCCUUUGAGAGAAUGAUUGAUUUUCUGUCUACUACUGGCACUUAGAAGUGUCCUACUCAGUGGAUGAAUUAAUAAUUAAUACGUGUUUUUCCUGAAAUCUGCACCUCCUAUAGUGCUAUGACUGGCACUAAAAGGCUGGCCCCUCUAAGCUCCACAGACACCCAAGACCAUGCUGUCUUGUGUGUUCCAGGAGCAUGACAUCGAGACCCCCCAUGGUGUCCUGCAUGUGACGAUGAGUGGCACCCCCAAGGGCAACAGACCUGUCAUCCUCACCUACCAUGACAUUGGACUCAACCGUGAGUACAGCACCACACACACACACACACACAGGCACUCAUUAGCCUAGCUAGGCUUUGAAAUCUCUCCAAACACACCUAAAUACACUAAACAAAAAUAUAAACGCAACAUGUUAAGUGUUGGUUUCAUGAGCUGAAAUAAAAGAUCCCAGAAAUGUUCCAUACGCACAAAAAGCUUAUUUCUCUCAUUAUGUGCACAAAUUAGUUUACAUCCCUGUUGGUGAGCAUUUCUCCUUUGCCAAGAUAAUCCAUCCACCUGACAGGUGUGGCAUAUCAAGAAGAUGAUUAAACACACAGGUGCACCUUGUGCUGGGGACAAUAAAAGGUUACUCUAAAAUGUGCAGUUUUGUCACACAACACAAUGCCACAGAUGUCUCAAGUUUUAAGGGAGCAUGUAAUUGGCAUGCUGACUGCAGAAAUGUCCACCAGAGCUGUUGCCAGAUAAUUUAAUGUUAAUGUCUCUACCAUAAGCUUCCUCCAACAUUGUUUUAGCGAAUUUGGCAGUACGUCCAACUGGCCUCACAACCGCAGACGUAUGGCGUUGUGUGGGCGAGCGGUUUGCUGAUGCCAACGUUGUGAACAGAGUGCCCCAUGGUGGUGAUAGGGUUAUGGUAUGGGCAGGCAUAAGCUACAGACAACAAACACAAUUGCAUUUUAUCUAAGGCAAUUUGAAUGCACAAAAAUACCGUGACGAGAUCCUGAGGCCCGUUGUGAGGCCCAUUUUUUUAAAGGUAUCUGUGACCAGAUGCAUAUCUGUAUUCCCAGUCAUGUGAAAUCCAUAUUUUAGGGCUUAAUGAAUUUAUUUCAAUUUGACUGAUUUCCUCAUAUGAACUGUAACUUAGUAAAAUCACUGAAAUUGUUGCAUGUUACAUUUAAAUUCUUGUUCAGUAUAUAAUAUAAUGUUCUCGUUAGAACAGUUGGAGAUGAUGUAAGAAGCUGGAUGGUUAAAUGUAGACAUCUUCUUUGACUGUGGGGAUAUGAGCCACUAGAUCAGACUGGAUCACCCCAACACUUGGCUGCCUCAAUGGAAAACAACACUAAGAGUGUUUUAGUAUCAGUGUAUUUUUGAGUUGAUUACUGGUAUGGGAUUUGUUGAUUACAUUUAGUGUUGUAGUUCUUGUUAGAUGUCAAGUUGAGUAGUAUGUGCCCCAAUGAGAUGUCUUUUAAACAGUGUGUGUGUCUCUUCCCCCUACAGAUAAGUCCUGUUUCAACACGCUGUUCAAUUUUGAGGACAUGCAGGAGAUCACAUCACACUUUGCUGUUGUCCACGUGGAUGCCCCAGGACAGCAGGAGGGUGCUCCCCCAUUCCCUACAGGGUAAGAGACCAGUUCACUCCUCAGUCAUCAUCCUCAACAUCAUCUAAAAUAUGACAAAGUAUCACCACAAUCAUGACUCAUAUGAUGAUAUUAUUGUCAUUAUUUGUAUUUUGUCUGUCCCAGCUACCAGUACCCUACCAUGGAUGAGCUCUCUGAGAUGCUGCCCUCUGUCAUGACUCAACUGAAGUAAGUUCUCCUGCAGUGUUUCCAUAACUACCUCUUGCACUGUCUUUAGGAAAGCUUCUAAAUGACUUUAUUAUUGAGUCUUCAUCAAGGCCGAUAUUGUUCUCUUCCCUUUCCCCAGGGUGAACAGUGUGAUUGGGAUUGGAGUUGGAGCUGGAGCCUACAUCCUGUCCAGACUGGCUGUAAGUCACCAUUCCUCUAAGUCCCCCAUAUACCACAUUAACUCCUGCUCAACCACAGCACAUGGUGGUUUCCAAACAUAUAGCAGAAUUAUUUGUUAAUACAAAGGGCUUACAGAGCGGCCCUAUCCAUAUAUCCACACCAUUAAAUCUCAUUCCCCAUCUUCCUCCAUCUCCACCAGCUAAUCUCAGAACAUGUUGACCAGCAGAGCCAUCACGCUGCCUGCUCUUAUUACCAGCUCCAUUUAAUCUCUCUAUAAAAAGAUAGAGGAUUUGAAUGAAUCAGAUUGUCUCGAGAGUGCAUAACUGGACUGAUGGAGUCGUCAUGCGAGUCUCAUGUGGCAUUGACCAGAUGUACAGUGCCUUCUGAAAGUAUUCAUACCCCUCGACUUAUUCCACAUUUCUUUGUUACAGCCUGAAUUGAAAAUGGAUUAAAUAUAUAUUUUUCUCACCCAUCUACACACAAUACCCUAUAAUGACAAAGUGAAAACAUGUUUUUAGAUAUUUUAGCUAAUUUAUUGAAAAUGAAAUACAGAAAUAUGUAAUUUACAUAAGUAUUCACACCCCUGAGUCAAUACAUGUUACAAUCACCUUUUGGUACGUCUCUAAGAGCUUGGCACACAUGGAUUGUACAAUAUUUACACAUUAUGCUUUUUAAAAUUCUUCAAGCUCUGUGAAGUUAGUUGUUGGUCAUUGCUAGACAGACAUUUUCAAGUCUUGCCAUAGAUUUUCAAGCCAAUUUAAGUCAAAACUGUAACUAGGCCACUCAGGAACAUUCAGUGUCGUCUUGGUAAGUGACUCCAGUGUAUAUUUGGCCUCGUGUUUUAGGUUAUUGUCCUUCUGAAAGGUUCAUUUGUCUCCCAGUGUCUGCUGGAAAGCAGACAACCAGGUUUUCCUCUAGGAUUUUGCCUGUGCUUAGCUCUAUUCCAUUUAUUUUUAUCCUAAAAAACUCCCUAGUCCUUGCCAAUGACAAGCAUACCCAUAACAUGAUGCAGCCACCACCAUGUUUGAUAAUAUGAAGAGUGGGACUCAGUGAUGUGUUAGAUUUGCCCCAAACAUAACGCUUUGUAUUCAGGACAUUAAGUUAAUUUCUUUGCCACAUUUUUUGCAGUUUUUACUUUAGUGCCUUAUUGCAAACAGGAUGCAUGUUUUGGAAUAUUUGUAUUUUGUACAGGCUUCCUUCUUUUCACUCACAGUAUUGUGGAGUAACUACAAUGUUGUUGAUCUAUCCACAGUUUUCUCCUAUCACAGCAAUAAAACUUUGUACCUGUUUUAAUGUCACCAUUGGCUCAUGGUGAAAUUCCUGAGUGGUUUCCUUCCUCUCCGGCAACUGAGUUAGGAAGGACACCUGUAUCUUUGUAGUGACUGGGUGUAUCGAUACACCAUCCGAAGUGUAAUGAAUAACUUCAUCAUGCUCAAAGGGAUAUUCUGGGUUUGCUUUUUUAAAAACUCAUCUACCAAUAGGUGCCCUUCUUUGCGAGGCAUUGGAAGGUGGUCCUCUGUAGCUCAGCUGGUAGAGCACGGCGCUUGUAACGCCAAGGUAGUGGGUUCGAUCUCCGGGACCACCCAUACACCAAAAAAUAUAUAUAUAUGCACGCAUGACUGUAAGUCGCUUUGGAUAAAAGCGUCUGCUAAAUGGCAUAUUAUUAUUAUUAUUACUAAAACCUCCCUGGUCUUUGUGGUUGAAUCUGUGUUUGAAAUUCACUGCUCAACUGAGGGACCUUACAGAUAAUUGUAUGUGUGGGGUACAGAGAUGAGGUAGUCAUUCAAAAAAUAAUGUUAAACACUAUUGCACUUAGUCCAUGCAACUUAAUAUGUGACUUGUUAAGCAAAUGUUUACUCCUGAAGUUAUUUAGGCCUGCCAUAACAAAGGAGUUGAAUACUUAUUGACUCAAGACAUUUUAGCUUUUCAUUUUUUUAUUAAUUUUUAAAAAAUAAUUCAACAAACAUAAUUCCACUUUAUGAGGGAUUGUGUGUAGGCCAAUGACACAAAAUCUCAAAAAGUCAAGGGGUGUGAAUACUUUCUGAAGGCACUGUAUAUUACUGUACAAAUAUUAGCUUGAUGCUUAAUAUCGACCCUAUUUCCCUCCAUGCACUGCACACCACAGUGUUCCUUGGCGGAGAUAAUGCAUUCUGAAAGUAGGUGUUUGUGAGAGGAAUACAUUAAGAGCAGAGAUUACUUGAGGAGCGGCGUUAAUUAUAGUUAAUUUAAGCCCUGCCAACAUCGGGCUCAUUGUGGAGGUGUGGAGGAGAGAAGGAAAGCAAGAAACAGGGGUUGGAGAAAAGAUUACACUCAGUUUCUGUCUUCAUACAUACUCCCAAGUGGGUUAAGACCUCGUUUGUUUUAUCCAUCGUCCUCACUAUCUGUGGAAGUGUGAAUUGGAGGCUGGGGAAUUGGGUGGGGGAUGAUGUGGCUCUAAGUUGUUGGUAAGAGCUGUGAAAGAUGUCUAGUGCUGGGCUAUAACAUGAAUAUUUAGGUAUGUGUGUGUUGCCUUUGCUACUGGCCCUGGCUAUAAAGUGGGAGGGACAGGGUUCCUAUCCAACCCAACACAGUGCGGUCAGUGUACUGUCAAAGGAACCCCCUCUCCUCUUCUCUCUCUCCCCCCAGCUUAAUGAGCCUGCCCUGGUCGAAGGUCUGGUCCUCAUCAAUGUGGACCCCUGUGCAAAGGGCUGGAUGGACUGGGCCGCCUCAAAGGUGAGAACACACGCUCACACACUUCAAUGCUAACUCUGUGCAUUGUUUUCUCAUCGUAGAGACCUAAUAGAUUGGCACCUUGGAACGUAUUAUUUAUUUAAUCUUGUUUCAGAUGUCCGGCUGGACCAGUAACCUGGUUGACAUAGUGAUGGCCCACCACUUCAGUGACGUGAGUCUGGGGGCAGUCUGGAGUGGUGGGAGACUAGGAUAGGAGCAAACUGGAGGAAUACUGUGGGUGGUUGACAGUGAUGUAACUAUCUGUGCCCUCUCCUCAGGAUGAGCUGUCUGACAACCAGGAGAUCACCCAGACAUAUAGGCUGCACAUUGCCCAGGAUAUUAACCAGGACAACCUGGCCCUCUUCUGCAACUCCUACAACAGGUACAGUACUGUACAUAUAACCCCAAGAGGAACUGACCGUGUAGUUGGGUUGAAUGUGUUUAUUUAUUUAUUUAUUUAUUUGUUUGACAGCCGUCGGGACUUGGAGAUCGAGAGGCCCAUUACUGGUCUGACUGAGGACACAGUGAACACACUGAAGUAUGUUUAUAACUGUAUCUCUGUAUCAAGGUUUACGUUAGGAAAAUGUGGCGCCGGACAACGUGACCAGGAAGAUUUUAAUUUACCGGCCAUUUGAGAAAUGUACUGGACCCAUAUGCAUUGGGUGCGUAACCCAUUAGGGCAUCCACCCAUGGUGCUAAGAAUGACAGAAAUCACAUUUAAAUUAUGGUCAUUCAUCUUAACAGAACAUACAACUCCUGUAAUGAGGCAGCCAAUAAAACAUAUUUUUCAAACAUUUGCCAAAAUGCAAUUUGCGGGAAAACACCAUUCCAUAUGUGACAGAGAUGAAAAUCUCAGUUAGAAACUUAGAAAUAGGGGGGAAUCUAGAGAUGCAACAACUAGAAUGGUUUGCUAAUAUGACUAAGAUUGUGCCUUUGGCUUCUGGACAACAAAAUAAAGUUGAAAUAUGAAAACCAAUAGAACAGGAGAGAAAUGCUGGUUUCAAUGGAAUAUGAAGUGAAGUUUCAAGUUUUAAUGUCACGUGCACAAGUACAGUGAAUUUUCUUUCUUGCGAGCUCCAAACCCAACAGUGCAGUAAUCAAUAUCAAUGUAGCACUAACAAUAACAUAAGGUAGAACAAAAACACACAAGAAAUAAGAACACAGGUUCAGUUUUAAUGCCAUAUUUACAAUGUGCAGCGAUACUGGAGUGAUAAGAGGUAGAUAUGUAUAGUUUUGAGGAAGUCUAUAUAAAAUAAUUGCCUCUGUUUCAAUGGUCGGAUUUUGCCUAGGCUACUUUGAAGCAAGGUAAGACAUGCCUCAUAAUAAGAAGUAGAACGUUCAGGUUUCAAACAAUUAAGUAUCAGUUUUCAAAAUGUAUACUGGCCCCAGCUCACAUUGCAAAGUGGUGAGUGACUCGCUGAUAGCCUGCCUAACGUUGCCUAUGCACUUGAAUGGCGAAUGGGAAGCGCACUUCAAUUACCAGUUGAGAAAUAAAAAUAGUAGGCUAGCUCUUAAAUCGUGGCCAUCAAAACUGUUUUUAACCCGCGAUUGCAUUUAGAAUUGUUGCGCAAUAACUGGGCUUAUAUUAAAGCACGUUUCAGUCCAGCAGCAACGAGCUAAGAAGCUGCAGCUCUAAUGCUGAGGUGAUAUUCUGCUCAAUAUAGGCUCUGUGUGCGUGUGAUAAUUAAGAUACAUGACGACUAACAAAAAUACACACCCACCAAUUUAGUGCAAAUUAACCUAUAAACCGAUAAUCAUGACUGUCAAAUGUAUUCACAUCCACUGGUAUUUAAUCAAUGAAUAAAAUACACUGCUCAAAAAAAUAAAGGGAACACUAAAAUAAAACAUCCUAGAUCUGAAUGAAUGAAAUAAUCUUAUUAAAUACUUUUUUCUUUACAUAGUUGAAUGUGCUGACAACAAAAUCACACAAAAAUUAUCAAUGGGCAAAUUUAUCAACCCAUGGAGGUCUGGAUUUGGAGUCACCCUCAAAAUUAAAGUGGAAAACCACACUACAAGCUGAUCCAACUUUGAUGUAAUGUCCUUAAAACAAGUCAAAAUGAGGCUCAGUAGUGUGUGUAGCCUCCACGUGCCUGUAUGACCUCCCUACAACGCCUGGGCAUGCUCCUGAUGAGGUGGCGGAUGGUCUCCUGAGGGAUCUCCUCCCAGACCUGGACUAAAGCAUCCGCCAACUCCUGGACAGUCUGUGGUGCAACGUGGCGUUGGUGGAUGGAGCGAGACAUGAUGUCCCAGAUGUGCUCAAUUGGAUUCAGGUCUGGGGAACGGGCGGGCCAGUCCAUAGCAUCAAUGCCUUCCUCUUGCAGGAACUGCUGACACACUCCAGCCACAUGAGGUCUAGCAUUGUCUUGCAUUAGGAGGAACCCAGGGCCAACCGCACCAGCAUAUGGUCUCACAAGGGGUCUGAGGAUCUCAUCUCGGUACCUAAUGGCAGUCAGGCUACCUCUGGCGAGCACAUGGAGGGCUGUGCGGCCCCCCAAAGAAAUGCCACCCCACACCAUGACUGACCCACCGCCAAACCGGUCAUGCUGGAGGAUGUUGCAGGCAGCAGAACGUUCUCCACGGCGUCUCCAGACUCUGUCACGUCUGUCACAUGUGCUCAGUGUGAACCUGCUUUCAUCUGUGAAGAGCACAGGGCGCCAGUGGCGAAUUUGCCAAUCUUGGUGUUCUCUGGCAAAUGCCAAAAGUCCUGCACGGUGUUGGGCUGUAAGCACAACCCCCACCUGUGGACGUCGUGUCCUCAUACCACCCUCAUGGAGUCUGUUUCUGACCGUUUGAGCAGACACAUGCACAUUUGUGGCCUGCUGGAGGUCAUUUUGCUGGGCUCUGGCAGUGCUCCUCCUGCUCCUCCUUGCACAAAGGCGGAGGUAGCAGUCCUGCUGCUGGGUUGUUGCCCUCCUACGGCCUCCUCCACGUCUCCUGAUGUACUGGCCUGUCUCCUGGUAGCGCCUCCAUGCUCUGGACACUACGCUGACAGACACAGCAAACCUUCUUGCCACAGCUCGCAUUGAUGUGCCAUCCUGGAUGAGCUGCACUACCUGAGCCACUUGUGUGGGUUGUAGACUCCGUCUCAUGCUACCACUAGAGUGAAAGCACCGCCAGCAUUCAAAAGUGACCAAAACAUCAGCCAGGAAGCAUAGGAACUGAAGUGGUCUGUGGUCACCACCUGCAAAACCAGUCCUUUAUUGGGGGUGUCUUGCUAAUUGCCUAUAAUUUCCACCUGUUGUCUAUUCCAUUUGCACAACAGCAUGUGAAAUGUAUUGUCAGUCAGUGUUGCUUCCUAAGUGGACAGUUUGAUUUCACAGAAGUGUGAUUGACUUGGAGUUACAUUGUGUUGUUUAAGUGUUCCCUUUAUUUUUUUUGAGCAGUGUACAUUAUUUUGCAAUGGGAUUGUUUUUUCUCCCGGUCAAUUUGGCCAGCAACAAUUCUAUUUAUCGGCUUUUCGGUUUUUUUAUUGGCCAAAAGCUGGCAAUUACCAGCUAACGGAAACCCUGCUCUCUCUCUCUUUUUCCAUCAUCGCAUCCCUGAGGGGUAUACUACAAAUCAGGAUCAAGGAGUUAGCCAGCUAACUUGCCUAAAUAUUCUGAUAUAACCUUUAAAAAAAUUGAAAGAUUAGCUUGAAAUGGGCAUGGUCUAAUUGAUUAAAUAAACAGUUAGCUGGCUAACUCAUUGAUCCUGUAUUAUACCCCUCUGAGUGUUGACUGUGUUUGUCCCUCCUGUCUCUCCAUCCAGAUGCACUUCUCUGCUGGUGGUUGGUGACACGUCCCCGGCUGUCGAUGCUGUGGUGGGUGUCCACUUUAUCUCCAUGGCAACACAGUGGCGAAUGAGUCAGGGGUUCUGAUUCCAAUACAAAAUAUCAAACCCCCUCAGGGACAGAGUUUUCUGUCUUUAGAGAGGAUACUGGACAUAGCCUUUCUGAAGAGGAGGGGCUAGACUCUAAACCCUGUCUGAACUUCUGUCUCAUCUCUCUCUCUCCAUUAUAUACAGGUUGAAUGCAACUCCAGGUUAAAUCCAACCAAAACAACCCUUCUUAAGGUGUGUUCAGUUACUCGUUUCUUUGUAGCAAUAUGAGUGGUAAUGCUAUGUGCUCCCUGCUGUUUUGCUCUUUAGUAAUGCACAUGAUCUGAAUGGUGCGUAGAUGAGUUUCAUCAUUCUUGGAAGUGUUCAUAGGCCAGUGAAUGUGUUUUGGCUAAGGGCAUGGUCCUUUCUGUGAGGUUCUUCACUCUGGGCAUGUUCCUGAUUCUCUCUUUACUUCCCUAUAGAUGCAAGACUGUGGUGGGCUUCCUCAGGUCAUCCAGGUGAGUCAUGUACAAGUUUUGUGUUUAGCUUAAACUACUAAAUCUCAAUGGCCAAGACAACUCUUACUUAAUUCAGUUUUAUUUUUAAAUGGCUCAGUUUUCUGUUUUUGUCUUACAGCCGGGUAAACUCGCGGAGGCCUUCAAAUAUUUUGUCCAGGGAAUGGGUUACAGUGAGUACUGCGCAUUAAAAUCCUCUAUUAUUAUGUCUCCUUCUCAUGGUACUUCUGUCCUCUCUAGUGUCAGAGGUAAUGUUGGAUUUGUGUUUCUUCAUGGUCUGGUUGUAUCAAUCUGUUGACAUGUUAUAUGUGAUCUGUUGUAUGUCCUGUUUACUGAAGUCCCUCUGUCUCAGAAUGAGUCAUCAGUCCAACUGAAUUAUAGUUCAUUGAACGCUGCCCUUUCAGGCUGCAGCCCUCCCCACAUGGACAUCACACACACACACACACACACACACACACACACACACACACACACACACACACACACACAGUUCUGACCUAAACUAAGACUCAAGCAUAAUGUAGAAUUCCUGUAGGACUUCAAGAAUAGAGCGGAACCACAGUAGCUACCUACAGUUGAAGUCGGAAGUUUACAUACACUUAGGUUGGAGUCAUUAAAACUCGUUUUUCAACCACUCCACCAAUUUUUUGUUAACAAACUAUAGUUUUGGCAAGUCGGUUAGGACAUCUACUUUGUGCAUGUUUUCCAACAAUUGUUUACAGACAGAUUAUUUCACUUAUAAUUCACUGUAUCACAAUUCCAGUGGGUCAGAAGUUUACAUACACUAAGUUGACUGUGCCUUUUAAACAGCUUGAAAAAUUCCAGAAAAUUAUGUCAUUGCUUUAGAAGCUUCUGAUAGGCUAAUUGACGUGGAUGUAUUUCAAGGCCUACCUUCAAACUCAGUGCCUCUUUGCUUGACAUCAUGGGAAAAUCAAAAGAAAUCAGCUAAGACCUCAGAAGAUAAAUUGUAGACCUCCACAAGUCUGGUUCAUCCUUGGGAGCAAUUUCCAAACGCCUGAAGGUACCACGUUCAUUUGUACAAACAAUAGUACGCAAGUAUAAACACCAUGGGACAACGCAGCCAUCAUUCCGCUCAGGAAGGAGACGCGUUCUGUCUCCUAGAGAUGAACAUACUUUGGUGCGAAAAGUGUAAAUCAAUCCCAGAACAACAGCAAAGGACCUUGUGAAGAUGCUGGAGGAAACAGGUACAAAUGUAUCUAUAUCCACAGUAAAACGAGUCCUAUAUCGACAUAACCUGAAAGGCCGCUCAGCAAGGAAGAAGCCACUGGUCCAAAACCGCCAUAAAAAAGCCAGACUACGGUUUGCAACUGCACAUGGGGACAAAGAUCUUACUUUUUGGAGAAAUGUCCUCUGGUCUGAUGAAAAAAAAUAGAACUGUUUGGCCAUAAUGACCAUCGUUAUGUUUGGAGGAAAAAGGGGGUAGCUUGCAAGCCGAAGAACACCAUCCCAACCGUGAAGCACUGGGGUGGCAGCAUCAUGCAGGGGGGGUGCUUUGCUGCAGGAGUGACUGGUGCACUUCACAAAAUAGAUGGCAUCAUGAGGAAGGAAAAUUAUGUGGAUAUAUUGAAGCAACAUCUCAAGAUAUCAGUCAGGAAGUUAAAGCUUGGUCGCAAAUGGGUCUUCCAAAUGGACAAUGACCCCAAGCAUACUUCCAAAGAUAUGGCAAAAUGGCUGAAGGACAAUAAUAAUAAUAAUAUGCCAUUUAGCAGACGCUUUUAUCCAAAGCGACUUACAGUCAUGUGUGCAUACAUUUUUACGUAUAGGUGGUCCCGGGGAUCGAACCCACUACCCUGGCGUUACAAGCGCCAUGCUCUACCAAUUGAGCUACAGAGGACAACAAAGUCAAGAUAUUGGAGUGGCCAUCACAAAGCCCUGACCUCAAUCCUAUACAAAAUGUGUGGGCAGAACUGACAAAACCUGUGCGAGCAAGGAGGCCUACAAACCUGACUCAGUUACACAAGCUCUGUCAGGAGGAAUAGGCCAAAAUUCACCCAACUUAUUGUGGGAAGGUUGUGGAAGGCUACCCAAAACGUUUGACCCAAGUUAAACAAUUUAAAGGCAAUGCUACCAAAUACUAAUUGAGUGUAUGUAAACUUCUGACCUAAUGGGAAUGUGAUGAAAGAAAUAAAAGCUGAAAUAAAUCAUUCUCUCUACUAUUAUUCUGACAUUUCACAUUCUUAAAAUAAAGUGGUGAUCCUAACUGACCUAAGACAGGGAAUUUUUACUAGGAUUAAAUGUCAGGAAUUGUGAAAAACAGAGUUUAAAUGUAUUUGGCUAAGGUGAAUGUAAACUUCCGACUUCAACUGUAUAUAACAACAUUUAGUGGAUGUCCAAGGCUGAGGUUACUGAGAACCAGUUGUAUAAGCAUACAAACCAUUAUUGGUAACUGACCAGGGAACUAACCUCAAGCUAACCUUGUUUCCUGUCUGUUUUCAGUGACUUUUAACAACGGGUGUAAGUAGUUGUUUGAUGCUGAGUUAAUAAAUGACUUGUAGUAAGCAUGAUGGUCUGCAUGGUCUCCCCCUGUUCACACACCUCUAAACACUCCUCGAUGUGCUGGAUCUCUGAACAUACUUGGUGUGUGGGAUGAUCUGUGAACACACCUGAGAAUGGUUCCCCAGGUCUUAAGAUACAGUGCCCUAGACAGGGAGGGUGUUUACAGGCCCACAUUUAAGGCUGUGGUUCAUUUAGGCCACGUGUCAAACACAAGACAUUUCUAUCCGGCCCGCACAAUGAUUUGGGUUGUCAAUUCUGCUCUACAAGUCACAGCAAGCACUACCAGUGCCAGCCAGUGCACUGUACCAUAUCGUCACUAAUGGCACUGACCCGAAUCUUCUACCAGACCGAAAGUUUAAAGGUGUUGUAGGCUAAAGAGGUCAUUGCUAUAGCCUACAGAAAAUGUCAUCUUGGUUGUCAAAAAGUAAGUUAAAGGAUUUACACGCGGGUAUAAAUGACUACUAAAGGACAAUAGGACACACAAGCUAGUAUAAAUUAGUCAACAGUUGAGUCAUCUACUUUUUAAAUUACAACCUGAUGCACCCACAUCUGUGAAUUCAAUUUCAAUUGUGCCGCUGUCUUGUGUCCCGUUUACAGCGUGCAGCGGAGGGAAAGUGUACAGACACAUGCCACAGUCCUAGCUAGGAUACUAAGAUGUUGCAGUCUGGCUUCAGUUUUUAAAGCCUAACAAUGAAUAACCAAAAAACAAAACCUGCAUCAAAACACCAUACAAAGGAGAAACAUGUAGGCACACAUGUAGGCUAUGUUUUUAUUUGGAGUUAUUAAAUACUUUUUGAUUAGGGUCGCAGCAUAUUAUGCACACCUGCAAGCAUAGCAGCAAAGGCUGGACAAAUAUAAUUGAUCUCUUUUGUUUCAAUAUGUUAAAAUGCUAUAUACAGCAAAUGGCCCUUUAUAAGUGGACAUUAUAAAGGGCCAUAUUUUUUGUAAUAAAACAAUGGCCAGUUUGGGUCGUAGUUGUAGGCCAAUGCACAUUCUUUUUGUAAAAACAAACAUAACAGGCUAUGUCUGGCCCUUGAAUUCGUUGUGCUUUUUCAAUAUGGCCCGUGUGCUGAUUUGAGUUUGACACCCCUGAUUUAGGUCUACUGGGAGCAGAUCUGGCUUGUUGAAUGAUUAAUUAUAUUACAAACAUAUUGUAUUUACAUAUUGGGCACUGUAUCUUAUAACUUUACCAAAUUCCAUUGGCUUUCUUUGAUCACUGAGAUAAUUGAAUCUUUUUUUAGCAUUUCAAAAUGUUUAUAUUUUGUUCAUAUUAACAUUGCACAGAAAGGCUUAAGUUGCUAGCUCACAGAGUGGAAAAUGGAAGGUGUUACAUAAUGAAAGCUGCUUGAUUAGAGUCUUACAAUAGUCUGAGUUAUUAUUGUUCUCUCUGUGGAAUCUUUUCAUCAGAAAGUUAAGCCUUCUGUACCCUUGUAAACCUUUGACGUUAUUAGCUUCUGAAAAUAAAAAAAACUCACUUGCAUAACCCUGCACACCCCUACCACCCCUGGCCUCACUCUCCUCUCCCCCAUACCCCCAGCCCUCACCCACUCUCCCCUGGUCCUCACCCCUCCAGUGAGGGCUGGUUCUCCAGGUAUGUUAAUCUCAGUGGCACAUUAGUGUACUCAUUAAAGGCUGCUCUAAGCCCCACAGCAGGGCCUGGCCCCCUGCCCUGGGGACCUGGACUCCCAUGAGCCCAGAGCCGCCUGGCUGGCCUGUUGGCUCCACUCUGCUGAAAUGUGCUGCUUGUGUGUGCUGCUGCCACAGGGACACUCACAUGGGGCUGCUGGAGAGCAAUGUUAGGACAGCAUGGCCUCUACUGAGGGAACCAUGUUGAUACUGCACAGCACUGAGUACCUCCCCUCUGAAAGUUACCCUUGAUGUUUUGUCUGCAACGUGACUACAGAGAGGCACUCCAAGCGGGCUCAGCUCCCCAGAGGCUGACCCGGGGUUGGGUUGGGAUUGGGUGGCCCUUUAUUACACGCCCCCUCACUCCUCCACCACUUGGAAGUUUAGGCCUGUUUGCUUUCCUGCUUGAAGAGACUGGGGAUUAACUAGAUCAACUGACUUAUUCUGGAUACCAAAUCCUAGUAAUUAAAAUGAAAUGGGUUACAGUAUAGGCUUGAAAAACAAUUUUCACUCAAUGCCUGAUGGCUCUCUUUCUUGUGAACCCUCUCUCUGAGGUUUAAAUACACUGCUCAAAAAAAUAAAGGGAACACUAAAAUAACACAUCCUAGAUCUGAAUGAAUGAAAUAAUCUUAUUAAAUACUUUUUUCUUUACAUACAGUGGGGAAAAAAAGUAUUUAGUCAGCCACCAAUUGUGCAUGUUCUCCCACUUAAAAAGAUGAGAGAGGCCUGUAAUUUUCAUCAUAGGUACACGUCAACUAUGACAGACAAAAUGAGGAGAAAAAAAUCCAGAAAAUCACAUUGUAGGAUUUUUUAUGAAUUUAUUUGCAAAUUAUGGUGGAAAAUAAGUAUUUUGUCAAUAACAAAACUUUCUCAAUACUUUGUUAUAUACCCUUUGUUGGCAAUGACACAGGUCAAACGUUUUCUGUAAGUCUUCACAAGGUUUUCACACGCUGUUGCUGGUAUUUUGGCCCAUUCCUCCAUGCAGAUCUCCUCUAGAGCAGUGAUGUUUUGGGGCUGUAGCUGGGCAACACAGACUUUCAACUCCCUCCAAAGAUUUUCUAUGGGGUUGAGAUCUGGAGACUGGCUAGGCCACUCCAGGACCUUGAAAUGCUUCUUACGAAGCCACUCCUUCGUUGCCCGGGCGGUGUGUUUGGGAUCAUUGUCAUGCUGAAAGACCCAGCCACGUUUCAUCUUCAAUGCCCUUGCUGAUGGAAGGAGGUUUUCACUCAAAAUCUCACGAUACAUGGCCCCAUUCAUUCUUUCCUUUACACGGAUCAGUCGUCCUGGUCCCUUUGCAGAAAAACAGCCCCAAAGCAUGAUGUUUCCACCCCCAUGCUUCACAGUAGGUAUGGUGUUCUUUGGAAGCAACUCAGCAUUCUUUGUCCUCCAAACACGACGAGUUGAGUUUUUACCAAAAAGUUCUAGUUUGGUUUCAUCUGACCAUAUGACAUUCUCCCAAUCCUCUUCUGGAUCAUCCAAAUGGACUCUAGCAAACUUCAGACGGGCCUGGACAUGUACUGGCUUAAGCAGGGGGACACUCAGGAUUUGAGUCCCUGGCGGCGUAGUGUGUUACUGAUGGUAGGCUUUGUUACUUUGGUCCCAGCUCUCUGCAGGUCAUUCACUAGGUCCCCCUGUGUGGUUCUGGGAUUUUUGCUCACCGUUCUUGUGAUCAUUUUGACCCCACGGGGUGAGAUCUUGCGUGGAGCCCCAGAUCGAGGGAGAUUAUCAGUGGUCUUGUAUGUCUUCCAUUUCCUAAUAAUUGCUCCUACAGUUGAUUUCUUCAAACCAAGCUGCUUACCUAUUGCAGAUUCAGUCUUCCCAGCCUGGUGCAGGUCUACAAUUUUGUUUCUGGUGUCCUUUGACAGCUCUUUGGUCUUGGCCAUAGUGGAGUUUGGAGUGUGACUGUUUGAGGUUGUGGACAGGUGUCUUUUAUACUGAUAACAAGUUCAAACAGGUGCCAUUAAUACAGGUAACGAGUGGAGGACAGAGGAGCCUCUUAAAGAAUAAGUUACAGGUCUGUGAGAGCCAGAAAUCUUGCUUGUUUGUAGGUGACCAAAUACUUAUUUUCCACCAUAAUUUGCAAAUAAAUUCAUAAAAAAUCCUACAAUGUGAUUUUCUGGAUUUUUUUUUCUCAAUUUGUCUGUCAUAGUUGACGUGUACCUAUGAUGAAAAGUACAGGCCUCUCUCAUCUUUUUAAGUGGGAGAACUUGCACAAUUGGUGGCUGACUAAAUACUUUUUUUCCCCACUGUAGUUGAAUGUGCUGACAACAAAAUCACACAAAAAUUAUCAAUGGAAAUCAAAUGUAUCAACCCAUGGAGGUCUGGAUUUGGAGUCACCCUCAAAAUUAAAGUGGAAAACCACACUACAGGCUGAUCCAACUUUGAUGUAAUGUCCUUAAAACAAGACAAAAUGAGGCUCAGUAGUGUGUGUGGCCUCCACGUGCCUGUAUGACCUCCCUACAACGCCUGGGCAUGCUCCUGAUGAGGUGGCAGAUGGUCUCCUGAGGGAUCUCCUCCCAGACCUGGACUAAAGCAUCCGCCAACUCCUGGACAGUAUGUGGUGCAACGUGGCAUUGGUGGAUGGAGCGAGACAUGAUGUCCCAGAUGUGCUCAAUUGGAUUCAGGUCUGGGGAACGGGCGGGCCAGUCCAUAGCAUCAAUGCCUUCCUCUUGCAGGAACUGCUGACACACUCCAGCCACAUGAGGUCUAGCAUUGUCUUGCAUUAGGAGGAACCCAGGGCCAACCGCACCAGCAUAUGGUCUCACAAGGGGUCUGAGGAUCUCAUCUCGGUACCUAAUGGCAGUCAGGCUACCUCUGGCGAGCACAUGGAGGGCUGUGCGGCCCCCCAAAGAAAUACCACCCCACACCAUGACUGACCCACCGCCAAACCGGUCAUGCUGGAGGAUGUUGCAGGCAGCAGAACGUUCUCCACGGUGUCUCCAGACUCUGUCACGUCUGUCACAUGUGCUCAGUGUGAACCUGCUUUCAUCUGUGAAGAGCACAGGGUGCCAGUGGCGAAUUUGCCAAUCUUGGUGUUCUCUGGCAAAUGCCAAACGUCCUGCACGGUGUUGGGCUGUAAGCACAACCCCCACCUGUGGACGUCGGGCCCUCAUACCACCCUCAUGGAGUCUGUUUCUGACCGUUUGAGCAGACACAUGCACAUUUGUGGCCUGCUGGAGGUCAUUUUGCAGGGCUCUGGCAGUGCUCCUCCUGCUCCUCCUUGCACAAAGACGGAGGUAGCAGUCAUGCUGCUGGGUUGUUGCCCUCCUACGGCCUCCUCCUGAUGUACUGGCCUGUCUCCUGGUAGCGCCUCCAUGCUCUGGACACUACGCUGACAGACACAGCAAACCUUCUUGCCACAGCUCGCAUUGAUGUGCCAUCCUGGAUGAGCUGCACUACCUGAGCCACUUGUGUGGGUUGUAGACUCCGUCUCAUGCUACCACUAGAGUGAAAGCACUGCCAGCAUUCAAAAGUGAACAAAACAUCAGCCAGGAAUCAUAGGAACUGAGAAGUGGUCUGUGGUCACCACCUGCAAAACCAGUCCUUUAUUGGGGGUGUCUUGCUAAUUGCCUAUAAUUUCCACCUGUUGUCUAUUCCAUUUGCACAACAGCAUGUGACAUGUAUUGUCAAUCAGUGUUGCUUCCUAAGUGGACAGUUUGAUUUCACAGAAGUGUGAUUGUUGUUUAAGUGUUCCCUUUAUUUUUUUGAGCAGUGUAUGUUUGUUUCCUCCCUGCCUUAGCUUUCCCCUCACACACUUUAUGCUCAGGCUUUUCACCCACACCAGAAAAACAAUGGCAAGUUUCAGAAAGUACCUCCCCUUUCUGAUCAUGCCUAAACAUUGAAACCGUAGAGGACAAAGCAAUGAGUACAUUACGAGCCUACCCAAACACAUAUUUUAACAUACUGUUGGAGGUUUGUCACUGUAGCAUUCAGACUACUAUACCUUCUGUCAAUUGGCUCAUCCCAGAAGGUCAGUGUUGUGUUGAAAGAAACGCAGUAGGCUACCAGGAGAGUGGUUUGAGUGUGAAUAGAUGGAGCCCAUGUUUGAAUGUUGUUUGAAAGGUCACUUUAGCUCUAUACACUGUAGUUCCGUGGAGGAAUUAUCACAGUGGGGGCACAUUCACCUAACUGAACUGGACCAGACAAUGGACUAGACUGGUUGUCAUGGAGCACACCUUGGUUCAAAGUCCCCUUUAAGGAAUCUCAGGGCCACAGGUGGCAUUCUCUUUAGUUUAAGAGAACAGCGAGAAGGCCUUGGAAGAGUCACAUCCUAGCUAUUUUGACAACUGUUAGGUAUUAACUGAAAAUUAAUGUCAAAGUAUGUACAGUGAUAGAAUGAUCUGUACCUGGUGCCGCUUCAAAUCUCUCCUAGGUAAAGCUGUAGGACACUUUCUUUCUUUUCUGAUCUACAUUUGUGAAGACUGAGCAUUAAUCUGACAGUCUCACCUUAACUUCUUCCCUCCUUUCCUCCUGCCCCUCCGUCAAUGCGAACAGUCCCUCAUGUACUGCUUAGCCACCUGGGCAGCGAAUCAGGUACCAGGACCAUAGGUAGCAGCCUUUGCUGCGCCGGCCUGCCAUCUCUACCUACAGUGCUCUGCCCUCCCCACCCUGUUUGCCCAUCGCUGGUUGACAGCUCACAUUUUAGCCAUCCUCUCAAGUUUUUCUGAUUUUGCGCCAUGAGAUUUGAAGCAUGACAGGUGGUCAUUAUUUUGUAUAAUAUUUUAAGAUUCCUUUAUGUCUCUCUAAAUGUGUGGUUUGAGAGAGUGUGAAUGUUUGUCUGUUUAUCAGGUAACAUGGUUGUCUUCUGUCUUUGUUGCUUUUGUUCUUUGUUAUUUUUCUCUUCUGUACAGAUGGCCCUCAAAUCUCUUGUGCAUGCUGCAUUCUCAUAUUGGCCUUUCCUAUUUAUUCAUUUUUUCUCCGACAGUAAAAAUGAAUUGGAACUCGACCUGAUCAGGCCUCAGAUCUCUUUUCUUUGUGGGAGAAUAUGAACACUGUGAGGGAUUCAGCUCAGACAUUUCAGGCCCCAACCACUUGAAUGAGAUGUAUAUAUUCAUACAGUACUUUCUGAAAUAUGGUGUGAAACCCAGCAUUCCUGCUUAGCUGAUAUCAUUCCACUUGACCCUAACUAAAUGGCAGCGUAGCUAGCAUGAGGUGAACAGUAUAUUGUGAUCAAGUUUUUGAGUCGUUAGGUUAUUAGACUUCAUUAUUCUCCCUGCGCUGCAUACCACCCCAUCUUGAAUUGGGAAUGUUGAUGCAUUUUAUGAUUGUGGUAUGAUCACCAGCAUCCUACCCCUAGCCACAUUCCCUAAAGCAAGCUACCCCUCCCCAAAAACAUUCCUACACAUACAAACAGCAAAUAUCCUCAUACCUGACUUCUUACUGUAAUUGCUCUCCUCUUUCUCUCUUGUCUGUAGUGCCCACAGCCAGUAUGACCCGGCUGGUGCGUUCUCGUACCCACUCUGCCUCCAGCAUGGGCUCUGCGGAGGGCACCCGCAGCCGCACCCACACACAGCUAGAGGGCGCCACUGCCGCCGGCCCGGCUGUUGAACAGGCCAGGCCACAGACCAUGGAGGUGUCCUGCUAAAGCACCCUGCCCAGAAAACAUCCUCCUCCCUACCUCCCUUUCUCCCUUUUUUUCCUUCCCUUUCCCAAGCUCAGUCAGAGAGGAUUGGAAUCCCGAGGGGACGUCUGAAACGUGUUCGGAAAGAUAAUUUAUUAAGCAGUCAGGUCCUCUGCUGUGUUCUCUCUCACUCUCACCGUUUCCUGUUGUCUAUCUAACAUGCCUUUAUGUGCAUGACUGCUGUGGCACGUCACCCUGGAAGUCAGUAUGCAGGCAGGUGAUGCUGCUUUUCUGGUUAUCUAUUUUACGUUUUGCUGUCUACCGCCUCUCCCCGUUAAAGGUGGGAGAGUUUUUUUUUUUUAUGCUU
Molecule: messenger RNA, 29087 nt
Organism: Coregonus sp. 'balchen'
Lineage: Eukaryota; Metazoa; Chordata; Actinopteri; Salmoniformes; Salmonidae
Source: the annotation of a GenBank genome assembly